Messenger RNA from Parastagonospora nodorum SN15, 2010 nucleotides. RefSeq lists its product as hypothetical. The record is from RefSeq and is a predicted model, not a curated record. NCBI's taxonomy places the organism in Eukaryota, Fungi, Ascomycota, Dothideomycetes, Pleosporales, Phaeosphaeriaceae. Gene Ontology annotation, molecular function: 1,4-alpha-glucan branching enzyme activity; hydrolase activity, hydrolyzing O-glycosyl compounds; cation binding. Gene Ontology annotation, cellular component: cytoplasm. The transcript is spliced from 4 exons. The coding region runs from base 1 to 2010 and encodes 669 amino acids. Gene Ontology annotation, biological process: glycogen biosynthetic process.
AUGGACGGCUACCUGGAGCCGUUCAAGGACGCGCUGAAGAGCCGCUUCUCAAAGGCACAGCAGUGGAUCAAGAAGAUCGACGAGACCGAAGGCGGUCUGGAGAAGUUCUCGCGAGGCUAUGAGAAGUACGGCUUCAACGUCCAGGCCAAUGGCGAUGUCGUAUACCGCGAGUGGGCCCCGAACGCCAUGCGGGCGUACCUCAUCGGCGACUUCAACAAUUGGGACCGCGAUGCGACGCCCAUGACCAAGAACGACUUUGGCGUCUUCGAGGUGACGAUACCUGGCAAGGACGGCCAGCCCACCAUCCCCCACGACUCAAAGAUCAAGGUCUCCUUCGUCGUCCCCAACGACCACGCCCGUCAAGAGCGCAUCCCGGCCUGGAUCACCCGCGUGACCCAGGAGCUCAGCGUGUCUCCCGUCUACGAUGCCCGCUUCUGGAACCCCCCGCAGAAGUAUGUCUGGAAAAACAAGCGGCCGGCGCAGCCCAAGAGCGCACGCAUCUACGAAGCCCACGUUGGCAUCUCGUCCCCCGAGCCAAAAGUAGCCACCUACAAAGAGUUCACGCACAACAUCCUCCCGCGCAUCAAGCAUCUGGGAUACAACACCAUACAGUUGAUGGCGGUCAUGGAGCACGCAUACUACGCCAGCUUCGGCUACCAGAUCAACAGCUUCUUCGCGGCAAGCAGUAGAUACGGCCUGCCAGACGAACUCAAGGAAUUGAUUGACACUGCGCAUGGCAUGGGAAUUACGGUCCUACUGGACAUGGUACACAGCCAUGCGUCGAAGAACGUGCUGGACGGCCUGAACAUGUUUGACAACAGCGACCAUCUCUACUUCCACGAGGGUGCGAAGGGCCGACACGAGCUGUGGGACAGCAGGCUGUUCAACUACGGCAGUCACGAGGUUCUGCGCUUCCUCCUUAGCAACUUGCGCUUCUGGAUGGAGGAGUACCAAUUCGACGGUUUCCGAUUUGACGGUGUCACGAGCAUGCUGUACACUCAUCACGGCAUUGGAACGGGCUUUUCUGGCGGGUACCACGAGUACUUUGGCCCAUCUGUUGACGAGGAGGCUGUUGUAUACCUCAUGAUAGCAAAUGAGCUGCUGCACACACUCUACCCCGGUGUUAUUACCAUCGCGGAAGAUGUGUCCGGCAUGCCUGGUCUCUGUGUGUCGCUCUCGCUAGGCGGAAUAGGAUUCGACUACCGAUUAGCCAUGGCAGUACCCGAUCUCUACAUCAAGUGGUUGAAGGAGAAGCAAGAUAUUGAUUGGGACAUGGGUGCUCUGGUCUUUACCUUGACCAACCGAAGGCAUGGCGAAAAGACCAUUGCGUACGCGGAGAGUCACGACCAGGCACUUGUCGGCGACAAGACCCUGCUUUUCUGGCUGUGCGAUGCUGAGAUGUACACCAAUAUGUCCGACCUCUCUGAGCUGACACCCGUUAUCAACCGCGGUCUCUCGCUACACAAGAUGAUCAGGCUCAUCACUCACGGUCUCGGAGGCGAAGGCUACCUCAACUUCGAAGGCAACGAGUUCGGUCACCCAGAAUGGCUCGACUUCCCUCGCGAAGGCAACGGCAACAGCUUCACCUACGCCCGCCGCCAAUUCAACCUCGUCGACGACCCGUUGCUGCGCUACCGCUACCUCAACGAGUUCGACAGCAAGAUGCAAUGGACCGAGGACAAGUACGGCUGGCUGCACUCGCCUCAAGCAUACGUUAGCCUGAAGCACGAGGGCGAUAAAGUCAUCGUCUUCGAGCGUGCCGGCCUCUUGUGGAUCUUCAACUUCCACCCUCAGAGCAGCUUCACGGACUACCGCGUCGGCGUUGAGCAGGAAGGCACGUACAGGAUCGUCCUCUGUACCGAUGCCAAGCAGUUUGGCGGACACGGCAAUGUGGAUGAGAGCACGAGGUUCUUCACUACGCCGUUUGCGUGGAAUGGGCGCAAGAACUUCUUGCAGGUCUAUGUGCCCAGUCGGACGGCGAUUGUCAUGGCGUUGGAGAGUACGUUGUAG